Rosa chinensis is the source of this 1951-nucleotide messenger RNA. Its product is annotated as cytochrome P450 736A117. NCBI's taxonomy places the organism in Eukaryota, Viridiplantae, Streptophyta, Magnoliopsida, Rosales, Rosaceae. Gene Ontology annotation, molecular function: heme binding; oxidoreductase activity, acting on paired donors, with incorporation or reduction of molecular oxygen; monooxygenase activity. The coding region runs from base 333 to 1889 and encodes 518 amino acids. The transcript is spliced from 2 exons. The record is from RefSeq and is a predicted model, not a curated record.
UAAAUGACACCUUCUCGCUAGCGCUUGUUGCCAUUUUUUUUUGGCUUACAUAUUAGCUAGACCAUUUUGAUUUUUCGUGGCUCCAAGUUAUUCAACAUUUCAAGUUAGCGACGAAAGCAGCGCAUGCACCAUAUAUAAAAACAAAUAUCUAGGUAGCUUAAUUCAUGUUCCGACCCUUUUUUUUUUUUUGUGUGUGCUUGUUUGUGUAUGUGUAUGUUUCCCUCUGUCAGCCCUUUGUAUUUAAACACACUAGCACAGCGGUGAGCACACAAAAUAAAUUCCUGAAAGAAUAGAAUAAGAAGAAAUUGAAUCGAUCACCUCCAGAUAAUAAGAUGCUGGAACUGAGUGAAACCUUGUUAGUAGUACUGCUUCUAGCCAUUACUCUCAUCUUCAUAUACGAAUGGUUCUCCACCAGUACAAAAAACUCGCCACCUUCUCCACCAAAACUCCCUAUCCUCGGAAACCUUCACCAACUAGGGUUACACCCUCAUCGCUCACUUCGAGCCUUAGCUCAGAUCCAUGGCCCCUUCAUGCUCCUCCACUUUGGAAGCGUCCCCGUCCUUAUUGUCUCUUCGGCUGAGGGAGCCCGCGAAAUCAUGAAAACCCAUGACCUCACUUUCUCCAACAGACCCAAGACGGUCAUCUUUGAGAAGCUGCUCUACAAUUUCAGAGACGUAGCGUCGGCGCCUUAUGGUGAGUACUGGAGACAGAUGAAGAGUAUAUGUGUUUUGAAUCUUCUGAGCAACAAAAGGGUUCGCUCUUUUCGCUCUGUUAGAGAAGAAGAAACAAAAUUGAUGAUCGACAAGAUAAAGGAAGCAUCAUCAACAUCAUCGGUUUUGAACUUAAGUGAAAUGUUUGCUACGCUGACUAAUGAUGUCAUCAGUAGAGUUGCUCUGGGUAGGAAGUAUAAUAGUACUGAUGGGGAAGGUCUGAGAGAGCUUUUGGGGGAGUUUCAGGAGUUAUUGGGACGCAUCAACGUUGGGGAUUUUAUCCCAUGCCUUGCUUGGCUGAACCGUGAGAAUGCUUUGGAGGCUAAAUUGGACAAGGUGGCUACACGGUUUGAUGAGUUUUUGGAGAGAGUGAUUCAAGAGCAUGCAGAUAGUUCCGAGAGUAGAAAUAAUGAUGGCCAUGCUCAUAUUGAGAAUGAGAACCAAAAGGAUUUUGUGGACAUUUUACUUGAAAUUCAGAAAGGAAACUCACUUGGUUUUCCCCUCGAAAGAGUUAGCAUAAAGGCACUUAUCUUGGAUAUGUUUGCUGCCGGAACUGAUACCACAUAUUCAUUCCUUGAAUGGGCAAUGAGUGAGCUUUUAAGGCAUCCGAUGGUCAUGAACAAACUGCAGAAAGAGAUUCGAGGAAUAGUCAGAGACAAGAAAGACAUAACGGAGGAUGAUUUGACUGGACUGCACUAUUUAAAGGCAGUGAUUAAGGAGACUUUUCGCUUGCAGCCUCCAGUUCCAUUACUAGUGCCUAGGUUAUCAACCCACGAAGUGAAAAUAAAUGGUUAUAGUAUUAAAGCCAACACACAAGUUCUAGUGAAUGCAUGGCACAUUGGAAGAGAUCCCGAGUCAUACAGCAAUCCAGAGGAGUUUGAGCCAGAAAGGUUCUUGAUUCACGACGAUAUAGAUUACAAAGGAAAUGAUUUCCAACUUAUUCCAUUUGGAGCUGGUAGAAGGAUCUGCCCAGGUAUUCAAUUUGCCACUGCUGUUAAUGAGAUUGCCUUGGCAAACAUAUUGCACAAGUUCAAUUGGGAAUUGCCAAAUGGAGCAAAAGGCGAAGAUUUGGACAUGACGGAAUUUACAGGUAUAACCAUGCGUAGGAAAUAUCCUCUUAAAGUCGUUGCUGUUCCAUUUGAUUGUAUAACCGGUAAUGAGAAAAAGACAUUGUUAUAACUAAGAUAUAUUGAAUGAAUCUGUAUGUUUUUAAUAAAGACCACAAAUGUUAUAAUGAGCUA